GUUGAAUUCAUUGUACAUUCUGCUUGUGCCACGUUACACUACCAGUUCCUCUCUCGCUUAUCUUCAUUACGCGCUAACAAUGUCAAAAGCAGCGAAAAAGAAAUCAAGCAAGAAGAAGUCCGGUUCAGAGGCAGCUCAGUUCGAUCAAAAGACAAUCCAGGAAUUCAAAGAGGCAUUUGGUAUUAUGGACCAAAACAAGGAUGGCAUAAUUGACAAGCAAGACCUAAAAGAUCUCUAUGCGAUGAUGGGACAAAUUGCAUCAGAUGCUCAAAUUGAUGCUAUGAUCAAGGAAGCUCCUGGGCCCAUUAAUUUCACUGUUUUUUUAACAUUAUUUGGAGAAAAAUUAACAGGAACAGAUCCAGAAGCAACGAUAAUCGGUGCAUUCCAAAUGUUUGAUAAGAGAGAUUGCGGCAAAAUAUCAGAAGAGGAGCUACUGAAAAUUUUGCAAAACAAACGCGGGGAACCUUUCGAUGAUGAUGAAAUCAAGGCGAUGUAUAAGGGCAAGCCACCAAUUGAAAAUGGCCAAGUUGAUUACAAGGCAUUUGCUCAUUUGAUAACAACGGGAGCUGCUGAAGAACUUGCCAAAGCAUAACAACAGCAGCAACUGAUGUAUAUCACCAAAAUAAAGUUACGGGAGCGCCUUUUGUAUGACUUUUACUCUUAACUUAAAUAAAUUGAAAAAAGAUAUAAUUAAUCGCUCCACGAAACAUCAUUAAUUUCAUCACUGUUUAUUUACUUAUCAAAAUGUUCAUGUUUAAGUAAGGGCGCUAUUGCUGUCGGAUUGCACACUUACGUUCCAUUCCUUUCUUUUUCCAACUUCAUUCACAAUAUUUCCUUUCUUAUAACUUUUUUCGAUUUCCAUUAGAUAUUUUGUCCAUGCCC
This is a messenger RNA of Loa loa (African eye worm), 882 nucleotides long. RefSeq names its product myosin regulatory light chain 1. Gene Ontology annotation, molecular function: myosin heavy chain binding; calcium ion binding. Gene Ontology annotation, cellular component: myosin II complex; cytoplasm. Gene Ontology annotation, biological process: locomotion; post-embryonic development. Bases 80 to 592 code for a protein of 170 amino acids. The transcript has 4 exons. The record is from RefSeq and is a predicted model, not a curated record. NCBI's taxonomy places the organism in Eukaryota, Metazoa, Nematoda, Chromadorea, Rhabditida, Onchocercidae.